Messenger RNA from Centruroides sculpturatus (bark scorpion), 633 nucleotides. RefSeq lists its product as uncharacterized. The record is from RefSeq and is a predicted model, not a curated record. Lineage: Eukaryota; Metazoa; Arthropoda; Arachnida; Scorpiones; Buthidae. Bases 1 to 633 code for a protein of 210 amino acids. The transcript has a single exon.
AUGGCAGUCAAUCCGAAAAGAAAAUCGUAUUCACCGAGCUUCAGGGAAGCAGAGACCAGUAGUAAAAAGAAAUCUUUGAAGAGUCGCGAGGAGGAAGAAUUUGCAUAUCUUCUGGAAGGAGAAGAUUUUAACCUCGAAGAGGGUAUACGUGUUCUGUUGCGUUUACAUCUCUCUAUGAAUUCUAAGGUCGACCAACUUAUUUCUAGGUUAAAUUAUGUAUCCGAAUGGUUAAAAAAUUUGGAUGAAGGUUUGGCUGACUUAGAUAUUAGAUUAGAAACAUUAGAAAAAUUGGUUGAUAAAAACUGUAGUUUAAGUGAUCAAAGUAAUGUUACGAAAAAGUUUAAUGAUAUUACUCGCGAACUUGAUUUUUUGGAUGGUCAACGACGAAUAAAUAAUGUUGUCAUUUCCGGUUUGGAGGAGAUUCGGGAUGAAUCUUCCGUAGAAACUAAAGAGAAAAUAAUUGAAUUUGCUUCACGUGUUUUACAAAUGCCCGAUAUUAAAAUCGGUAGGGCAAUGAGAGUUGGAAAGAAAAAAGCUAAUUCCCCAAGACUGAUUAUUUGUACUUUUGUUGAUUAUUAUGAAAAAAUGUACUUUAAGAAACGAGUUUUGGAGUUAAAACCGGAUGGUGUNUAA